Molecule: messenger RNA, 2481 nt
Organism: Symbiodinium sp. CCMP2592
Lineage: Eukaryota; Dinophyceae; Suessiales; Symbiodiniaceae
Source: the annotation of a GenBank genome assembly
AUGAGCCACAAGCGCCCCGGCCAGCCGACUCUCCAGGAAGUCUUCUCUAAGCAGCGCUGCUUGCGAGCUCCUGCAACACCUGCAACGUUGCUGAGCUCGAGCCAGGAAGACCAGGCACUGGACUCUGCAACUGCUGCUGUGACCAACAGUUGCAACCACGACGUGAAGCUUGCAGCCCUGCAGAAACCCCUGCAGCUCAGCAACACCUCCAGCCAUGAAGUCCAGGCACUGGACUGUGCAACUGCUGCUGUGACCAACAGUUGCAGCCAGGACGUGAAGCUUGCAGCCCUGCAGAAACCCCUGCAGCUCAGCAACACUUGCGACAGACACGUGACGCCAGCAGCCAAGAAACCACUGCAGCUGCCCAAGUUUCAAGCGGGACUUGACGCCCUCAAGCAGGAGCUACAGCAGACGCUUCAACGGGCAACCCGGGGGGGCUUGUCGGACGACCAGGAGAAAGCUGCUGUGUGGGCAUGCGUGCUGCUGGAAGACAUAGGCGAGCGCUACCCACGUUUGACGUGCACGCCGACAUAUGUCGGGAUGGUGCUUUGGGAGUGCAAGCAGAUGAUCCAGCAACUGCAGAUCUGGAACAUACUGCAAGACGACGAUUGCCAGCUGGGGCAAAGCGCUGGCACCACAUUGGCCAAGCGACUCCGCCGGCUCGUGACAAGUUGCUAUCGGCAGCACCAACUGCCUGGCAGUGAAGGCACGGAGAAGGCUCUCAUAGCUGACAUGCAAUGCUUGCUGCAAGCCGUCUGUGACGAAGCACCUCCCUUUGCAGCGGCACUGCGAGGCCUCAAAGUUGAGAACCAGAGUGGAAGUCUUCCUUAUAGGAUUCUCACUCUCAUUCUCUAUAACGAUGAGGCUACAGCAGGGAAUGUCUUGUCAGCCUCUAAGGAGCUCAAAGCGGCUCUGUUUUACAUGAGCUUUCGUGAGCUGGGAUCGGCCAUGCUCAAAAGGGAAGACAGCUGGCUACCGGUCGGUCUCGUACUGCACGAGCAGCUUGAGCGCCUCAGCGGCAACUUGAGCAGCUACAUGCGGGCACUUGUGCUGCAGAUGUUUGCCCCUCUCAGGCUUUCGGACGGCUUCGAGCUUUCCAUCGCGGGCGAAACCUGCAGGUUCAAGUUAGCGCCCUCGGCAUACCUUCUCGCAGACAACGAUGCGAUUCGAGCCACCUUUCUGUUCAAGGGCAGUGCAGGCAAUCGCUACUGCAGCCUCUGCACGAAUGCUUGGCGGCGUUCUGAUGGCCCCGCGGGCUUCCACACUUGCGCCGAAGGCGACAUCCGCAAGUUCUGCCUGGUCACAGACAGCGAUGUCGCUGACGCGGUGGCUGCAUUGCGCCGAGAAGCCGUGCACGGCAAAAAAAAGAGCUUGCAGGAGCUUGAAAAAGCCUUGGGUUUCAAAUAUUCGGAAAGCGGUCUUCUUUUCGAUGAGAAAGCCCUUGCCUGCCUGCCCGUUUCGAAGGUCUGCAAUGACGUGAUGCAUUGUUACUACUCCAAUGGCUGCGCGAAUUGGGAGAUAAGGCUUCUCCUAGAAGCUUUGGAUACGGUCAACUUGUCCUUUAAGAAGCUGGGAGAAGCUUGCUGUGCUGGGAACUGGACGGGGCCGAAACGCACUUCUCAUGCCCAGCAUAACUAUUUGAGGCGGCUCUGGCAGGACUGCCUUCUUGGCUCCGACGGGUACAAGGGCCAGUCGCAGCAGACUCAAAGCUUCCUGCCUCUGCUGGACUUCUAUGUUCAUGAGCUGCUUCAAAGCCGGGCUUUGCUUUUGCCAGCCCGGACAAGCUGGGCCGCUUUAAUGGAGUGCCACCGGCUUCUUCGCCAUGUCCACUACCUAGUAGGUCCACCAUCGCGGGCUUGGCAAAGCCACCUGGAGCGAGCACAGCAUGCGCACACAUUGGCCUUCGUAGCGGCAUAUGGUGCGGGUGAAACGAAGCCCAAGCACCAUCAUCGUCUGCAUUUGCCUGCACAUUUGGUGCACUUGCAAUGUGGGCUCCACACGGAGACGCACGAGAGCAAGCACAGAUGCUACAAGAAUCGCCUGGCCAGCGCGCAUGCAAACAAGGUCAACACACCUUGCGAAAUCGCCACGGCCAUUUUGCCUCGAAUGAUACAAGAACAAUGCGAUAGAAUUGUUCGUAAGGCGACACUGGACUUGAACCUGCUGCUUCCGCCUGUGCAGGAAGUUGCCGCGGCAACAGGCUGCAAAACUUCACAGGGCAUGACACUGGAAUCCGCAACCAUUCAUGUCACGGAUGUGGUGUUCUUGGAAAGGACACAAGGAGUCGUAGACGCCUGUCUGCAAGACGCCGACGGGUUCAUGUUGCUGCUUUCGCCUUUGCGGAUGCUCCACAAGAAACCGUGGGGGGCGGUUUUCAUCAAAGAACCAGGCCAGAAGUGCAUCCGAGUCUCACCUUCUGACAAGCUGACACUGCCUUCGUGGUGGCGUGUUCGAGGCAGCAACAUUGACUGUUUAUUCUAG